AAUCAAUUGGUAUACGCAAGCUCGAGAGAGAGAUAUUGGAUAUUGCAUAUCCGCGAACAAUGAAACAAGGUCAGACUAAAGACAAACAGGGUACUGUCCAUGAGAGUUUACAGCAUAAUAGUAAAAAAAGAAAAGGACAAAAUACCAAAAAAGCCAAGUUUCAUGAGCUGAUAGCUCGACAAAAGCAAAUAAAAAACAUAAAACUUGAAAAGAAAAAGGCGAUAGAGAAAAAACGAGAAAAACGUCUUCAAAACCGUAAAGAACGUAACAUCUCAAUGCAAAAAUUGACAAGAAAAGGACAGCCUGUCAUGAAACACCGCAUUAAACUACUCCUUAAACAGCUGUGUCCUGGAGAUACAUAAAUAAAUUUUGUUGAUACCAUUUAGUCUCUUUUAUCUGUGAUGUCUAAUUUUCGGUUGCCGAUAGGUUAAUGAAAUGGCCGUGUGUCUUAUUAGACUAGAAAAAGAAAUCCAAACAUAUUCCUUGGUUCUCACAAGAACAGAUGGCUAUAAAUGAAUUAUUUUAACAAGCGUUAAAAAGCGAACUGUAACAUCAUAGUCUCUCUCUCCAU
Messenger RNA from Schistosoma spindalis, 571 nucleotides. NCBI's taxonomy places the organism in Eukaryota, Metazoa, Platyhelminthes, Trematoda, Strigeidida, Schistosomatidae. The record is from the annotation of a GenBank genome assembly.